CAUGAACUUGAAACCUUUGCUUCAAGGCUAACGCUUUCCCUACGGUGACGCACGUACUGUUUUGCCGAGACUCUAGUGCUAUUUACCCCGGUCGUUAUUCGCAAAGUCGAUUCCACCACGUUUCAGGAUUGGCGGCACUAUUCUCGCAUAAUAAUCGACCCAGAUGACCGCCAUAUGCCUUGUCCGGUGACACCCAACCCAUCUUGCAAACGUCGCCGACCCGAGCAAGAUCCAUUCCACUCAUCGCGUCAUCAGUUGAAGCGGCAGAAGCUGAGCCAGCCGGCACCAGCAUAUUGGGAUAAUCUAUCCAGAAUUUGGUUGACCAAAGGCGCGUUAAGCGAAUUAGAUCAAAGAAACAGCUACCUUGGACCACCCCAAAACCAUUAUAAGCCUGUUUCUCAACAAUCUCGCCUCAAGCUGAAGAAGUGUUGUGGAAUUCAGCUUGCUCCUGACCCUCUCUAUGAUUGCUCCCCUGAGUGCUUAAAACAGAUAAAGAGGUUUUCCAGGCUGGGAGGUCCUGGCCUGUCGGACCUUAGAAAUUAUCCCGAACCUGAACGCAUCCUCAAGCGACCAAUGGCUUCAAGCAAAUCUGACUCCCAUGGUAGAAAGCGACGUGCAGGACCUCCGUCAUUGAAAUCAAGAAAUACGAGACACCACAAACACGACAAGUUCCACGCCGUACAGUCGAAACUUUCAACAAAAUCUGAUUGACCAUGGAAUAUAUCCCGACGGGUAUGAAUACCCUGAUGGUCGGAUACCAGCAAUACCUGAUAACUGGAAGGAGAUCAAUGAAAGAUUGGUUCGACCCCGUCCCUCCCUUUCGCCAUCAAAGUUCUCUGAUGGGGAGUUCCGGAAACUCAAACGAGCAGAUACACACGCAUCAAAAGAGAAGCCAGUGACAACCACAGUGAUUCCAAUUAUCGAAGGUGAUAUCGGCGAUCCUAAAUGUACUGGAGGAGAUAUCUAUUCGGAAAUCUUGCCUACUUAACCAAUGGCACGCUAUCUCAAGCCAAACCAGAUCAUUUCUAUGGUGCGCGUCCUGAACAGCUCGAUCGUCAAAUCCGCAAGGAUCUUAGCAACCAGAUUAUUCUGUCAACGCAGGAUGACCUUGCCACGGCACCAAACUUCUUUUUGGAGGCAAAAGGCCCUGAUGGAUCCCUUGCUGUGGCUACGCGGCAAGCUUGCUAUUAUGGUGCAUUAGGGGCCUGAGGCAUGCAUUCACUUCAGAUGUAUCGACAAGAUA
Messenger RNA from Coccidioides posadasii C735 delta SOWgp, 1243 nucleotides. The record is from RefSeq and is a predicted model, not a curated record. Lineage: Eukaryota; Fungi; Ascomycota; Eurotiomycetes; Onygenales; Onygenaceae.